GAAGCCGGGCGGUGUGUGGGCUAACCCAACUUGUGUGGUUGGGGUCGUGUCCCGGUUGUGCGCUGUUGGUCUGUGUGCUAGGGGGGAGGGGUGUGUGGCUCUGCUAACAGCGUAGCUCAGCGGCGCGGCAGCAGCAGCGGCGGCGGCGGCGAGAGGGAUCAGGGAGCAGGUGCACCUGAAGAAUGGAUGAUGAUGAUUUUGGUGGUUUUGAGGCUGCAGAGAUUUUUGAUAGUGGAAGCGGUGAAACCCAAACUACAUCUCCUGCUAUUCCUUGGGCUGCUUUUCCUACAGUAUCUGCAGUCCACCUUUCUCCAGCGUCUCCUGCGAUUGUACUGGACCAUGACCACUCUCCUCCUCCAGUUGGCUGUCUCUCUUCUGAGCCCGUUUCAUCGCCAGAGAUCACACAUGCAGACAACAGCAUUGUCAGUCAGACAGCUCCUAAAACACAGAUUCAGCAAUCAACACACACUGAUCUGGAUAUCUCACUUUUUCCAUUGGGUUUAACUGAUGAGAAAAGUAAUGGAACAAUUGCUCUUGUGGAUGAUUCUGAGGAUCCUGGAGCCAAUGUAUCAAACAUACAGCUUCAGCAGAAAAUUUCAAGUCUGGAGAUUAAACUCAAAGUUUCCGAAGAAGAAAAACAGAGAAUUAAAAAGGAUGUGGAAUUGUUGAUAGAAAAACAUAGUGUCUUGGAAAAAGAUUUCCUUAAAGAAAAAGAGCAAGAGGCCAUUUCUUUUCAAGAUAGAUACAAAGAACUUCAGGAAAAACAUAAACAAGAAUUGGAAGACAUGAGGAAAGCUGGUCAUGAAGCCCUCAGCAUUAUUGUGGAUGAAUAUAAGGCACUACUGCAGUCUUCAGUUAAGCAACAAGUAGAAGCUAUUGAAAAACAGUACUUUUCUGCACUAGAGAAACAAGCACACAAGUGUGAGGAGUUGUUAAAUGCUCAGCAUCAGAGGCUCCUUGAAGUACUAGAUACAGAGAAGGACCUGUUAAAAGAAAAAAUAAAGGAAGCUUUGACUCAGCAAUCUCAAGAACAGAAGGAAAUAUUAGAAAGAUGUUUGGAGGAAGAAAGGCAAAGAAAUAAAGAGAUCUUAGCAUCUGCUGCAAAGCUGGAGAAAGAAGCAGUGACAGAUGAAGUUUUAAAAGCCGUAGAAGAAGAAAGAAAAAAAUGGGAAAAAGCUCAUGCUGAGGAACAGGAAUUCUGGAAGGCUGAACUUGCAAAAGAUCAAGAAAAAGUAUCUCAGGCAAUUCAAAAAGCCUUACAAGAACAAAGAAAAAUUAGUCAGGAAACUGUUAAGGCAGCAAUAGCAGAGGAGCAAAAGCAAAGUGAAAAAGCUGUGGAAGAGGCUGUGAAAAGAGCAAGAGAUGAAUUGAUAGAGUAUGUGAAAGAACAGAAAAGGCUUGACCAAGUCAUCCGCCAAAGAAGCCUGUCCAGUUUGGAAUUGUUCCUCUCCUGUGCUCAGAAACAGUUAAGUGCUUUGAUAGCUACGGAACCAGCUGACAUUGAAUAAAAAGAACAUGACAAGCUAACCCACACUGGCAACGGAUAAAUCAGUAGACCUCUAAAAUACAUGCUGUGAAUUAUAAAAAUGCUUUUGUUUUAUUUCCAAAUCUUGGAUAAUUAAUUUUCACUUCAAGGAUAAACCAAAACAAUAUUUAGAACUAUCAGGAGAUCUAAUUUAUUUUCUUUUGUUUUCUCCUUUAUAUUUACUAUUAUUCUAGUAGUAGUAAUUGUAAUAGGGGUAGCAGCAGCAGCAACAGCAGCAAAAAGUAUGACGUGACUCAGAAGUCUUUGAAAAUUGCCACAUUGCCAAAAGUUAAUUAGGUAAACCUUAUAGCCUCUGGUGGCCUGUUAUAUUGUAUUUGGCAAAAGUAGUAAAUAUCUUUACUUAUUGCUUGACAGGGACUCUUGAUAAGAUUUUAGUAAAAUGUAAUCAUUUUAUAAUUUACUUGAUAAGAUACAAGUAAAAUGUAAUCAUACAUUUACUUGAUUUUGAGGAUAAAAACAGCAUGGAUUUCAGUAUCUCCUGGUAUAACCACACUUUUUUUCUGUAGUGGGAUCUAUUUUGAUUGGUAACACUGAAAACACUAAAGAUUAUGAUAUUAAUUCAGCUUUUAUCACUUAAAGGAGUAUGUGUGCAAUAUAUGCUUAUCUCCUAUUUCUGUUCUUCAAAAUCACUAUAAAUGAAUAAAGUCAUUUUUUAAAUAAAUCAUGGCAUGAACUUAAUCUCUAGAAAGGGAAUGUAACUUAACCAUUUAUAUGAAGUCAGGCUCAUAUAAGAAUAUGAAAUUCUUUCUCAGAAUUUCAGAAUGUACUUAAUUCAUGAGCAGUGUGCUUCAAUGCAAAAUUAUAAGUUUUUUUAAAUAUCAAAACUAAAUGUUGUCAUUAAAAUUAUGUAAACAUUUUGUCUUGUUUUCUGAAAUGCUUUUACUUUCAUGGGCUUUGUACUUUUCUGGG
Pteronotus mesoamericanus is the source of this 2455-nucleotide messenger RNA. It is a transcript of the gene CCDC91, whose product is annotated as coiled-coil domain containing 91. Bases 183 to 1508 code for a protein of 441 amino acids. Gene Ontology annotation, biological process: Golgi to lysosome transport. The record is from RefSeq and is a predicted model, not a curated record. Gene Ontology annotation, cellular component: trans-Golgi network. NCBI's taxonomy places the organism in Eukaryota, Metazoa, Chordata, Mammalia, Chiroptera, Mormoopidae. The transcript has 13 exons.